AUGGACUGUUUCGCUCGUGGUCUGCGUCAGGCGGCCAAGCUGCUGGAGAAAAACGAGUUGGGUGAGAUGGUCAAACAGCGCUAUGCCUCGUGGAAGAGUGCGCUUGGCGAACGCAUCGAGCAGGGAAAGGCUACACUCGAGGAGGUGGCGGCGUACGCGAAGGAGUCUGGCGAGCCGGACCACGUGUCUGGCAAGCAGGAGCUGGCCGAGCUGAUGCUCUUCCGUGGUGUGCAGUAA
Messenger RNA from Phytophthora nicotianae INRA-310, 237 nucleotides. RefSeq lists its product as hypothetical. The record is from RefSeq and is a predicted model, not a curated record. The transcript has a single exon. NCBI's taxonomy places the organism in Eukaryota, Oomycota, Peronosporomycetes, Peronosporales, Peronosporaceae. Gene Ontology annotation, biological process: carbohydrate metabolic process. The coding region runs from base 1 to 237 and encodes 78 amino acids. Gene Ontology annotation, molecular function: xylose isomerase activity.